Leptopilina boulardi is the source of this 695-nucleotide messenger RNA. Its product is annotated as small lysine-rich protein 1. The transcript has a single exon. Lineage: Eukaryota; Metazoa; Arthropoda; Insecta; Hymenoptera; Figitidae. Bases 419 to 694 code for a protein of 91 amino acids. The record is from RefSeq and is a predicted model, not a curated record.
AUAUAUGUAUAUUUAUUAUGUAUAACAUUUUUAACAUAUACUAUAUAUACAUAUAAAUAAACUUUUAUCUAGUUUUUUUUUUUUAAAGAUAUUAAUUUCCAUAUGUAGAUAAAAAUUAAAAACAAAAACAUUUUGAUUUAUUCUAAAUACAUGUAAAUUAUAUGAUAGGAUAUAAAGUUAAAUGACUUUAAAUAAAUUAGUGUUUAUCGAUUAAAUUUCGGUUGCAUAGCAGCUUUGUCGAUUCUAGAAACUAACGUUUCUUUUUUUUUCGUACAACGUUGAAUUACAUCAGAUACAAAUUAACGAGGUAUAAAAUACACAUAUUGACGUUGAAAAAUACAAGAAUACUUUUUUUUUAAACUAAUAAAUUAAAAAUACAUUUUAUAGGUUUCCUUUUAUCUUUUUUUUAAAAAAAAAAAUGCCGGCUCCAGGAAAGAUGAAAAAAAAGAAUAAUGGAAAAACAAAUGGCAAAAACGGUAAAACAGCAAAUGGAGGAAAGAAUAAACCCUCAAAGAAAACAUCUCGAGGAGGUAAACGAAGUGGAGGAAAAGCUAGAUUUACAAUGGACAUUUUUAAUGAGGAAGUGAUGGAAAAUGCAUAUUACACGUGUCACAAUAUUAUGGAUGUUUUACGAUGUCGUGGAUUUCCAUGGCCAGAUGCGCAAAAGAAAAAGAAAAAAGGAAAGAAACGAUAAA